CAAAACACGCCCCUACUUGCCGAGCGUAGAUAAAAUACAAGCCAAAUCCAGACAGCCUGGUGUCUUAACACAGUUAGCUCUGCUACUUCGCCUGAGAAGACUGUUUAUUAACCGUCCUCUCUAUCUUCAGUAAAUCUUUUUUUGCUGAAGUGCUGAUGGUCUUCUCAACAUCUGUCCGUUGGUAAGCUGUGGGCGUCGCUGCUGAGCUCGGAGCUAAGCGGGGAAAAGUAGCGGUCUGGCGGAGAGAGAGACGUGGCCAUGGACGCCGGAGAAGAUGCGGGUUCGGCUUCAGCUUCGGUUUCGUCCGCGGAGGCUCCGGGGAGACACGCCGUGUCCGUACUGCUGGCCUUCGGGAAGUGCCUGGGUGCCCUGUUGCCCGUCUACUUGGCCGGCUACUUCGGGCUGAGCCUCUGCUUCGUCGUGCUCGGCCUGGUGGUGUACCUGGGAUGGAGGCAGCACCGCGACGGCAAACAGGCGAGACUCAACACCGCCAUGUACGUGCUGGAGAACGAGAGAGACUUCACCACCACCAGGCUGUUCAGGAGCAGACGGGACCUGCCGGCAUGGGUGAAUUACCCAGAUGUGGAGAAAGUGGAAUGGCUUAAUAAGAUCCUGCAGCAGGCCUGGCCUUUUGUAGGCCAAUACUUGGAGAAACUGCUGGUGGAGACAGUCGCCCCCUCAAUCAGGACCUCCAACACACACCUUCAGACUUUUAGCUUCACCAAAGUUGACCUGGGAGACAAGGCAGUGAAGGUGGUUGGAGUGAAGGCUCACACUGAGCAUGAUAAGCGUCAGGUGUUGCUGGAUCUUCAUAUCAGCUAUGCUGGAAAUGUGGAGAUCAAUGUGGAAAUAAAGAAGUACUUUUGCAAAGCUGGUGUGAAAGGAAUACAGCUUCAUGGAAAGCUGAGGGUGAUUCUGGAGCCAUUAAUUGGAGAUGUUCCCCUUAUAGGAGCUAUCACAAUGUUCUUCAUCCGAAGACCUAAGCUGGAUAUCAACUGGACAGGCCUCACCAACUUACUAGACAUUCCAGGUCUGAAUGCCAUGUCGGACACUAUGGUAAUGGAUGCUAUCGCCUCUUUCCUGGUGCUUCCCAACCGCCUCACUGUCCCUUUGGUGGCUGAUCUGCACGUAGCACAGCUGCGCUCCCCUCUACCACGGGGCAUAGUCCGUAUCCACCUGCUGGAAGCCGAGAACCUGGCUGCUAAGGACAACUUCAUUAAAGGUGUGAUUGCUGGCAAGUCAGAUCCUUAUGCAGUGCUGAGGGUGGGCACACAGACCUUCACCUCCCACCAUGUGGACAACAACCUCAACCCCCAGUGGAGGGAAAUGUAUGAGGUGAUUGUUCAUGAAGUUCCUGGCCAGGAGCUGGAGGUGGAAGUGUUUGAUAAAGACCCUGAUCAAGAUGAUUUCCUAGGAAGGGUCAAGUUGGACUUGGGCCUUGUAAAGAAAGCAAGAGUCUUGGAAGAGUGGUUCACUCUGCAAGAUGCACCAUCUGGCAAGGUUCAUCUCAGGCUGGAGUGGCUCUCACUGCUGCCCUCUGCGGAGCGCCUUAAUGAGGUGCUCCAGAAGAACCAGAAUCUUACUGUGUCCAGUAAAACUCCUGACCCUCCUUCCGCUGCCGUCUUAACAGUGUAUCUGGACCGGGCCCAGGAUCUACCUAUGAAGAAAGGCAAUAAGGACCCCAGCCCUAUGGUGCAACUUUCUGUGCAGGAUACCACCAAGGAGAGCAGGGCUGUUUGUGGAACCAACAACCCAGUGUGGGAGGAUGCCUUUACCUUUUUUAUACAAGACCCUCGUAAACAGGACCUUGACAUUCAGGUGAAAGACGAUGACCGGUCUCUGACUCUGGGCACUCUGUCCAUCCCCCUUUCUCGUCUGCUCUCCAGUGCUGAACUGAGCAUGGACCAGUGGUUCCAGCUGGACAGCUCUGGACCUGCCAGUCGUAUCUACCUGAAUGUUGUACUGAGGGUGCUGUGGCUUAAUGAGGAGCCCACCAGCCCAGUGUCUCCAGAUCCCUCAGUUCCAUUUCCUGGUGAGGGAGAGGAUGAUGUUAUAACAGAUGUGACCCAUGGAGGAUCCAGUGUGUCACCAACCCCCACACGUCCACAGCACACCAGCCCAGAUUCCACUUUUGGUGCCGAGGGUGUUCUGCGGAUUCACCUGGUGGAGGCCCAGAGUCUUGUUGCUAAGGAUAGCUUCAUGGGAGGCAUGGUGAAGGGCAAGAGCGAUCCUUACGUGAAGAUCCGAGUGGGGGGGCUGACCUUCAAGAGUCGUGUUAUAAAGGAGAACCUCAAUCCAGUCUGGAAUGAACUUUAUGAGGUGAUCCUUACACAACUCCCAGGCCAAGAGGUGCAGUUUGACCUGUACGAUAAAGACAUGGAUCAGGAUGACUUCCUCGGCAGACUUAAGCUGAGUCUAAGUGACCUUAUCAGCGCUCAGUACACUGAUCAAUGGUACACCCUGAAUGAUGUAAAAUCAGGACGGGUUCAUCUGAUGAUGGAAUGGUUGCCAAAAGUGUCUGACCCAGCCAGACUGGAACAGAUUUUACGCUACCAGUCUCAGCAGUCCUAUGUGAAUAAAGCAGUGCCCUCUGCAGCUGUGCUCUUCAUAUAUGUGGAGCGAGCCCAUGGUCUGCCUCUGAAGAAGAGUGGGAAGGAGCCAGCUGCUGGAGUCGAGUUGACACUCAAAAAUACAUCCCACAGGACUAAACUUGCCAAUCGUUCUACAUCUCCAUGCUGGGAUGAAGCAUUCUGCUUCUUGGUGCAUGACCCCAAAGAAGACAUAGUCACUGUAAAGCUCUCUCAUGGCUGGGGUCAGCCUCUGGGUGCGCUGGUGCUGCCUGUGAAAGAAAUACUUGCAGAGCAAGCCUUAGUGCUGGAUCGCUGGCUCACUCUAGAUGGAGCUUUGCCUGAGAGUCAAAUGCUAAUCAGGGCUGAAUUAAAGCUUUUGGACUCUAAGUUGGCACAGUGUGCUGAUGGAAGUAAUGGCACUGAAGAGGUGGAGCAUAUCAUUCCAACGGCAGAGACGGUACCGGCAACAAAUCAGGAGCUCAGACACAGGACAGUCCAGGGGGGUGGAGAUGCAGGAGACAGUGGGCGGGGUCAGGUGAAACUCACCAUUGCUUACUCUACUGAGGAGAACAGACUGGUCAUCAUUAUCCAUGCUUGCAGGAAUCUGCAGCCUUGCUCCAAGGAUGGAUCAGAUCCCUACAUCUCCUUCCUUCUCCAGCCUGACAAGAACAGAAGCACCAAAAAAAAAACCAGCAUCAAGAAGCGAGACCUCAAUCCUGAGUUCAAUGAAAGGUUUGAUUUUGACUUGUCCCUGGAGGAGGCCACACAGAGACGCCUUGACCUGUCCGUGAAAAACAGUGUUUCCUUCAUGAGCCGUGAAAGAGAGCUCAUUGGCAAGCUUCAUUUAGAUCUGAAUCAGCUGGACCUCAAGGCAAGCGUCUCACAGUGGUACGACUUAACAGAAGAGACCAGCUGAUCUGGCCUAUGUAUGUUUACGCAACGAGGCCUUCUAAUUUACUCCCCAGGCUGCACAGCUGCAUCUGCAUGGCGCAAGUGUCACAUUACCUUUAUAGCUUAGUGCAGUGGGACCAGUGAUUGUGAAAAUGUUACGUUUGUGAUUUCAGUUCUAUAGUUUCUGUAGUUUUAUCUCCAACGAUGCCAAAUGCAUUUGAGACGGUCUUAAUGUUACAAUCGGUGCACGUCAGCCGAAUUUUUGCAAAUUUGCACUAAAACGGCAUAAAUACGUUUGUUAAGGGAACAAUCAAAACAUUGUCACGAGUCUCCUUGGGGGGAAAAAGCACUUAAGAAUGCCUGAUGCCUGCUAAAAAGACUGAAACUCUGUUCCUUUAUGCUGGUCUUAAAUUAUAAGAGUGUUCUUUGACAAGGUUUUAUUAUUUUCUCAUCAAAUGCUCAAAUGCUCAUUACAUGUAAUGUUUUUGUGUGUUCCAACAUUUCUCCUCUUUUCACGUUAUAUUGUAAAACAUCAGUUUUAACAGUUUUUUUCCUUCCUUUUUAUUUUUCUUUAUACUUUCAAUUCCAUGUAAGAGCUUUAUACUAAGGAAAAAAAAAACGGGUGGUUCUUUAAAGAAGAAUUUUAUUUAUUUAAAGGACUUAUUACUGUUUCUUUAUGGGUAGAUUUCUGCACACUGUAGCUUUAAGAGAAUCUACAAGAAAUAUUCAGAUCAUACAGUCAUUCCAUAAUCUGAGCACUGCAGCUAGACCUGUUUGCUAAGAAUAAUUAUCUUACUUUGAUUGAUUUUUUUGUGGGGUUUUUUUUUUUGCCUGAUGCACAUUUGCCUACAGUCUGGGAAACUGCUGUCCACUGUGUAUUGAGUUCUGGUUGAAGGAGUUAAUUCACUUUUCUUUAUAUCAGACAUGCUGAAGGUCGCCUUAAGGCCGUGUUUUACAGUAUUUAUACCAAGUUUAUUGUAAAACCAUUGCUUUGCUGUUAUAUUAGUAAAUUAGUAGUUUUACAAUGCCUUGUUUCAGUUUCAGAAGGCUUUAACAUAUCAAAAAAGGUCAAUCACUGUGCUUUUGUAUCCAUUCCAAGCAAAUGAGUUUGUGGUUGUUUAUGAGGACUGACUCUGAUGGAUAUUUCAGCAUGGAUAUUAUCGUCAAAGUGCCAAUGGUCCGAGACCAAUUCAGCAGCUGGAGUUUGAGAUCUGUUACAAAGAAAAUUGUUAGAAAGAAAUCGUCUUAAUUAAACAUUUCUGAGAAGGUAACUUGUGGAGAGGAAUCAGGAUGCUAAUCUGUUGAUGCCGUUGCUGGAAGUGUGUAAUGCAGCUGUUUUAUUAAAGAAGCUUUUUGCACUUUAAAA
Colossoma macropomum (tambaqui) is the source of this 4827-nucleotide messenger RNA. RefSeq names its product extended synaptotagmin-like protein 1a (gene esyt1a). Gene Ontology annotation, biological process: lipid transport. Bases 259 to 3486 code for a protein of 1075 amino acids. The transcript has 31 exons. Gene Ontology annotation, molecular function: lipid binding. The record is from RefSeq and is a predicted model, not a curated record. Lineage: Eukaryota; Metazoa; Chordata; Actinopteri; Characiformes; Serrasalmidae.